Colletotrichum abscissum is the source of this 1440-nucleotide messenger RNA. RefSeq names its product zinc carboxypeptidase. NCBI's taxonomy places the organism in Eukaryota, Fungi, Ascomycota, Sordariomycetes, Glomerellales, Glomerellaceae. The coding region runs from base 1 to 1440 and encodes 479 amino acids. Gene Ontology annotation, biological process: proteolysis. The record is from RefSeq and is a predicted model, not a curated record. Gene Ontology annotation, molecular function: zinc ion binding; metallocarboxypeptidase activity. The transcript has 2 exons.
AUGAAGUACUCUCUCAUCGCGUCUCUGAUUCUCCAGAGCACUGUUGUGCUCGGAGAGUUGCUUCCUGUGUACCUGCAGGGGCCCUCGCCCGAGAGCUUCAGGGACAUUGUUCGCAAUGACACUCUUGACUUUGGCUGCAGAGCUGUUGCCAAGCCCAGCGAGGAUGGAAGCCACUACAAGCUCCACGCCUGGCUCACCGAGGAGCAGAUUGACUAUCUCUCCAAGGAGUACGAGCUUGUGCCUGAAGUCUCUAUCCACAGAAGAGACUUGAGCAAGAGAGCCAACGCGCCCAUCGGGACCGGUGACCGCUUCAGUGCGGGAACCAUCUCCCCCGUCGGUCUCGGAACCCAGGCUUCGGGCACCACCAUCUCCAGCAUCAUGAAUGUUGCUGAGAUCAAGUCGGCCUGCGACGCCCUUGUCAAGAACUAUGGCAUCGGAUCUCUCACUCUGCCGUACAAGACUUUCAACGGCGCCACCGAGUACGCCUACUACGUCGGCGCCGGAACCGACAAGUCAAAGUAUCACCUGUACUUCAGUGCUGCCGUUCACGCCCGUGAGCGCGGUGGACCCGACAACAUCAUUUACUGGAUCUCCGAUCUCCUUGCCGCCAACAAGUCCGGCAGUGGCCUGACCUACGGCAAGAAGUCCUACACCAACGCCCAGGUCAAGAGCGUUCUUGCCGCAGGCAUCGUCUUCUUCCCCCUUGUGAACGCCGACGGUGUCGCCUACGACCAGUCUUCCGGCUCCCUCUGGCGCAAGAACCGCAACACCAAGUCCGGCUCCAGCGGCAGCUCAAUUGGUGUCGAUAUCAACCGCAACUUUGACUUCCUCUGGAACUUCAAGAAGUACUUCGACUCUUCCGAGGCGCCCGCCUCCACCUCGCCUAGCUCCGAGGUCUUCUACGGCACCGCCGCCGAGUCCGAGCCCGAGACCAAGAACCUCGUCUCUGUCUACGACUCCUUCCCCAAGAUCCGCUGGUUCAUGGACAUCCACUCCGCCGUCGGCGACCUCCUCUACAGCUGGGGUGACGACGACGACCAGACCACCACCUCCACCAUGAACUUCCUCAACUCCGCCUACGAUGGCAAGCGCGGCCCCGUCGGCGACUCCGCUUACAAGGAGUACAUCCCCUCAACCGAUCUCAGCAACAUCAGAACCGUCGGUACGGCCAUGGUCAACGCCAUGAAGGCUGUCGGUGGUCGUGCGUACACCUCUAUCCAGGCCGUCGGCUUGUACCCCACGUCUGGCGCCAGUGACGACUACUCCUUCUCCCGUUUCUGGGCCAAGCCCGGUGUCAACAAGGUCUAUGGCUACACCUUGGAGUUUGGCCCCUCUGGAAACUUUUACCCUACCUCAGCCGAGUUCAACACCAACAUUUUGGAUACGAACGCCGGCUUCAUGGAUUAUGCGCUGGCUGCUAUCAGCGUUGGUCUGGAGUAA